CCAGUCCUUUCUUGUCUUUGUGCGCUUUUUUAUGUUCGUAAUAGUUGUAAACAUCUACAUCACGACUCAUUCAACUUGAUCAGUAAGGAUACAUCAUUUAUUCCACCCUACCGGCAGAUGCAUCAAGAAAGGGUGACCGAAAAUAAAGAAGGCAUGCCAUCGAAGGAAGCAGCAGUUCCGCCGCAACAGGAUCCACAGGAAGCAGUUGCAGGCGCUUCUGCCAGCUCGACAUCUUCCUUGAAGCGACCAGCUGCGGAACAAAAUGCUCCCGGAACAAAUGGCACGACUCAACAUACCGCCGUUGGCGGCCCCCACCCACCCACGAAAAAGCCUGUCCGUAUCUUCGGGAUGCCGGGAACUAUUGGCGGGGGCAACAACAUAAUCGCGGGAAAAGCCACGUCUGCGUCCUCGACCAAUCCGUCACCGCAGUUGUGGAAGUCGUUUUACCACGAUUCUCUGCACAUUUACUUUGGGGCGAAAACGCUAGAACACUUGCCUGAAAACAUCAACGACCCAGUCGUUGCAUACGGGCAACCAGUGGAGGCAAAUGUAAACAAGCAAAAUAAGAACCGCCUUCGAGUGGCCGCCUUCGACCUGGACAACACUUUGAUCAAAACUUCAUCCGGCAAGGUAUGACCCGCUCAAACGUUACAAUCUCAAAUGUUACAAUAGAGUCUGGGUUUUGUAUUGCAUGAUGAGCAUGACAGACUCGGACAGCAUUCCACUUUCUGCAAUACAAAUUUCGCCAGAUUGUAGUGCGGAUUGGGACUCCAGAACUUGUCAUGCGCAAUCCUAUGGGAGUAAGCUAGAUAAUGCGCUUCUUGCAACACAAAUUCCAGAUUCUAUUGUAACGUUUGAGAUUGUAACACCUGAGCAGCUUAUACAAGGUUUUUCCCAAGGAUAAGCACGACUGGCAGUGGUUAUAUCCGAAUAAUAUGGUGGUGAAGCGGUUGAAUGAGCUGGUUUGCGAAGUAAAAUCAGAUUCGAAUCCACCCAACACGAGUUCAUCUACUUUUACAACUCAAAUCUGGAUUUUCACAAAUCAAAACGGGCUUUCGCUGCACAAAAACAACCGGAAACAGCAGGAACUAAGGUUGAACGACUGGAAGUGGAAAUGCGAGCAAAUUUUGUCGAAAUUGGACGAGAAAACGAGGGACCGAGUCGUCAUCAUCGCCGCACUGGGGGAGAACUACUGCCGGAAGCCGGGCACCGGUGGGUACGAGUUUGUGGUGCAAGAGAUGAAGAAAAGAAAUCCAAACUUCGAGAUUGACACGCGCACUUCCUUCUACGUCGGCGACGCCGCGGGCCGGCCGGAGCGGGCCGGAAUUGCGAAGAAGGACUUUUCCAGUUCCGACUACAAGUUUGCGCUGAACCUGGGUUGGACGUUCUACAGCCCGGAGAAGUGGUUUCUGCAGGAAAAGGACGAGAAGUUCUACUCCUUCGGGGGGUUCGAUCCGCGGAAAUUCUUCGUGCCAUCGGUGACGCAGCUCAAAAACGCGAGCAGUCGAGAGCAGGAGCAGGGAGAAUCGCCGGAACACGACCCGCAUCAAGGAGAAGUUGAGCAAAACGAGCAAAACACGACGAGAACAAAAGCAGGCUCGUUUCGAAAGCAAGUGACAGAGCAGAUUUUGGGCCGUCCUGCUCGUGCAGCCACUUCUGAAGAACAAGUAGGGGUGAACAACAGCAACGAUGACAGCAGAAACACUUCUAGUACAAACCUCCACCUGGUUCUCCUGGUCGGUUCCCCCGGGUCCGGGAAAUCCACGCUGGCUGAGCAGCUCUUUUUCGACCAGGAGAGCAACCCGGACAGCAAGGCGUGGAUCUACGUGAACCAGGAGACGCUAAAGUCGCGCGACGCGUGUGUGGCGCGGUGCAAGUAUUGUAAGGAAAAAUCCCCCGUCCCCAUAUUGAAAGCGCAUCCCUCUCAAAAUUUGCGAUGCAGGUUUGUGACCACGAAUCCUGUCUGUCUUGCAAGAGGGCAAGCCCAGAGAGUCCGCCACAUUAUACAGGCGGUCUGUGAUGCUGCUCGGCUUACAGCAUAGACAUUUGUCAUGUUAGGCGCCUACGUCAAAACCCCUCGGCUCCGGCUUGGCAUAUGCCUCCAGUCCUCUACUGCAAGACGCAUCCGAUCUGUGUACGAAAAUCCAGCAUCAGAAACUUCGUUUCGAUAUGGGGAGGGGGCAUUUUUCCUUUUGAUAGCAAGAAGGGGUUGUUUGAAGAGAAGAAAAACUGCUUGGUGGACAACACCAACCGGGAUGUGAAAACCAGAAAAGACUAUUACGACCUGAUCGCGUCAUUCCGGUCCAAGCAAGAAGGGGACGAGCAGAAGAGCACUAGUAACUUCGUCACCGUAACUUGCUCCGUCAUUCAUUUCGAUGUUCCGAGAGAGUACGCGGUCCACUUUAACGUCGUGCGGGCGCGGUGCAAGGAGAAGAGUAUUCCGGAGAUGGCGAUUAAUGGCUUUUACAAAACCGUGGAGAGGCCCGAAGUGGGGGAGUACACGAAAGUUGUGGAAAAACAAAAACCCGAGGUAACAAAUGCUGCUGCGGGGACUGGUGCGGCCACAGGUAGUGGUACUUCUUGCACCGCAACCGCAGAUAUGUCUUUGGCGAGCGAGAAAAACGCGGUGAAUGAUAAAAGAGAAGAUCAGUCGUAUUUUUAUCCCCACAAUGUUUUUCGGUUUAGGAUGGAAGACUUCUGUUGUCUCCCUCUGAAACAAAUGUCCGAGGAAAAAAGAAAGAUGCUCACUUUGUUUCAAUGAAUUUCGAUCAACCUAAAGAAGCAAAAAGGAGGAAACUCUCUUUCUCAGCCUCGGUCGCACGUCU
Molecule: messenger RNA, 2825 nt
Organism: Amoebophrya sp. A120
Lineage: Eukaryota; Dinophyceae; Syndiniales; Amoebophryaceae
Source: the annotation of a GenBank genome assembly